AUGAGCGAAUAUUCCACAACAUGCGUGCCUGGGCCGACUGUAAGCGCCACAGAUGUCGAUAAUGACGCGUUUAUAGAGGAGGUAGUCGACAUACUUGAUGGCUACGAGUAUGUCGUAGUCGGCUCAGGGGCCGGCGGUGGACCUUUGGCCGCGAAUCUCGCCCGGAACGGCCAUAAAGUUCUCCUGCUCGAAGCAGGGGAUGAUCAGGGAUCCAACAUCCACCAGCAGGUCCCAGGCUUUCAUUUCUUGUCCACAGAGGACGUAAAGAUGCGCUGGGACUAUUUCGUCAAACAUUAUGCGGACGAGACCCUUGCGCAGCAAGAUUCUAAAAUGACUUGGGAGACAACCACUGCAGAAUUAUAUGUCGGAUCGAAUCCACCAAGCGGAUCGAAGCCGAAAGGCAUCCUUUACCCGCGCGCAGGAACGCUUGGUGGCUGUACGGCACACAAUGCUCUGAUAACCAUAUAUCCGCACGAGAGUGAUUGGUCAAACAUCGUCAAUCUCACCGGCGACACUUCGUGGGACCCGAAGAAUAUGCGCAAGUAUUUCAGGCGCCUGGAGCACUGCGAGUAUCUCCCACAUGGUACCUUUGGUCACGGCUUCACCGGUUGGCUAAAUACGAACCGCCCUGAUCUGGAGUCGAUCCUGCGGGAUUCUAAGAUUUUUUCUAUUAUCACUGCUGCUGCUACUGCCAUGGGAAAUACUGUCUUCGGCCUAAUCCCCGAAAAAGUUGCCCAACUACUUGGACUCCUGCAGCGGGACGUUAAUUCCAGUGAUCCUCAUCGAGAUGAAACUGAAAGCAUCUAUCAUAUACCCCUGGCCAUGGGUCAGGCAAAGCGAAGCGGCACUCGGGACUUUAUAAUUGAUACGGCUAAUAAGUACCCACUGCAUAUUAGGACAGGCUGCCUCGCUACACGUGUGCUUUUCGAGGAGAAUUCUGUCAGUGAGAACGCGCCCAAGGCAAUUGGUGUCGAGUUCCUCGAAGGCAGCAGUCUGUACAAGGCCGAUCCCCGGUCAAUUUCAUCCACCGGUGCUACCAAGCACCGCGUUCUCGUCUCUCGAGAGGUCAUCCUUGCGGCGGGAGCAUUUAACACACCGCAGCUCCUCAAGUUGAGCGGCGUUGGCCCGAAGGAAGAGUUAGAAAGGUUUGGGAUUUCUGUUGUGAAAGAUAUGCAGGGCGUUGGCACCAAUCUUCAGGACCGCUACGAGGUUCCCGUUGUCAGCAAAGUAAGGGAUGACUUCCAGACCAUAGCAGAAUGCACGUUCGGCAAACCUGGGGACCCAGCUCUACAAGAGUGGAAGCACCAGUGUGGACCCUAUCUAUCAAAUGGACUUAAUAUCGGCAUGUCGAAGAAGUCAAAAUAUGCUGAUGGGGACCCUGAUCUCUUCAUCUUCGGCGGCCCUACCUUGUUCGAGGGCUACUAUCCUGGGCAUUCUGAACGCGCCACCUUCGACAAGAAACAUUUCACGUGGGCCGUACUGAAGGCUCACACGCGUAACUGUGAGGGAACUGUCAGCCUCGGCUCAGCAGAUCCUCGGGACGUGCCUGAUAUCAAUUUCAAUUAUUUUGGCACGAGUGUGGCCGCGACAGAGGCAUCCGAGCGGGACAUUGACGCCAUUGUCGAAGGCGUUGGAUUCGCGCGCGGUAUCAUGGACAACAUCGCACUGUCCGAUAAUGAGUCUCCUGAAGAGCAGUCACCUGGUUAUGAAGUCUCUUCUGUAGAGCAGGUGAAGCAGUUUAUCAGAAAUGAGGCGUGGGGCCAUCAUGCUUCAUGUACCUGCCCUAUAGGGUCGGAUGGGGACCCAAAAGCUGUUCUUGAUUCCCGCUUUCGUGUCCGCGGCGUAAAAAACUUGCGAGUAGUUGAUGCAUCUGUCUUCCCGCGCAUUCCUGGAUUCUUUAUUGUCCUACCGAUUUACAUGGUCAGCGAGAAGGCGACUGAUGUCAUUCUUGAGGACAUUAGCGAGUCCCGCCAUGUCUGA
Penicillium odoratum is the source of this 1980-nucleotide messenger RNA. RefSeq names its product GMC family oxidoreductase. The transcript has a single exon. The coding region runs from base 1 to 1980 and encodes 659 amino acids. NCBI's taxonomy places the organism in Eukaryota, Fungi, Ascomycota, Eurotiomycetes, Eurotiales, Aspergillaceae. The record is from RefSeq and is a predicted model, not a curated record. Gene Ontology annotation, molecular function: flavin adenine dinucleotide binding; oxidoreductase activity, acting on CH-OH group of donors.